UCGAUAAUUAUAAAUAGUAUAGUAUUAGUAUAGAUCUACAUCAUACAAGAGUGCGAUCUCUAUAUGAAGUUUAAACUUUAAACUGCUUUAAUUUUAAGGCGAUUACAUAUUGUCAGAACCAGCAAUCUGAUAAUUAUAUUAAUUAUAUAUUAAUAUGGCCCAUGUUAGAACAUAUAAUCCUUCUGUGCGUAUUGGAAACUGGAUUGAAGAGGUUCAGCUUGAAGAAGAUAAACUCAAAGAUUUUUUGGAGAGAAGAGCAAACGGUCAACUACUUAUUCAAAGAUCUAGUGGUUUCAUGGGAAGAAUGUCCAAUCCUAUUCAACUAAGCACUUCUGCUGAUGGUUGUGUCAGAUUUGGAGAUACCAUCAUGGUUGUCAAUAAAGGAAAUCCAGAUCGCACAGUAUAUGGUGUAGGACAGCACCCCAGAGAUGACAGUGCCCUCGCAAUUUACAUUCCUGAUAUUGAUUCCUCACAGACUGCUUCCGGACCACUCAUUGUCUCAGGAACAACCAAACUUGCACCAUGCUUUCGUACAGCAUUCAAAGUUAUGCCAUCAUCUGAUUCUGUUAACAUUGGAGACAAGCUGCGCUAUGGUCAACCAUUCUAUUUGAUGACCGCAGCCUCCGAAUCAGGAGAGCUAUUUGUGUUCUCCGAUGUUAAACGCUUCAGUCAAUGCACUGAAAAGGCUCGACAUCAAGUAGUGCAUCUGACAGCUGAAAAGUCAUUUAAUUGUUUUUGGAAAAUCCAGCACAUAAACCCCCUGCUUAGAUUGGAGUAUGAACAUGAACCAGUCCUGGCUAAUGAUGAAUGCAUUAUUCAACACUGCAAGACACACCAAAACUUGUGUGUUGAAGAAAAAUGUGUCAUUCCAACAUACUUUGGUAGAGAUUAUGAAAUCUCAGCACAGACCUGCCUUGAUAGCCAUAAAGCAGAAAUGGCUAUCAACAGAUGGAUGUUGGUGAUGGGAGUUGCUGGUGAUCAAACAUACUCAAUUGCUCUGAAUAACACAGGAAGCCAGGAACCAAUUGAACUUAAACCAUCCAUUAAAUAACACAAAUAUAUUAAAUAAACUAUCUAUUCUAUGGGUUGUCAUACCUUUAACAUAGAAAUGUUUUAUGAAGAUAAUCACUUGUAAUAAUGCUUAAAAUAUGUGUAAAAAAAUAAUAUAUAUAUAUAUAUAUAUAUAUAUUUAAUAUAAUUUAAUUAGUUAAAAUUUAAUUGUGUAAAUGUUUUAAAAUGUUUUACAUAUCACAAAAAUAUCUUUAUUUCCCCUAAUAAUUUGUGAAUUUUAAAAAUAUUAUCUCCUAGAUUGAAACUUUAAAAUGUUCUGUAUAGCCUACGGGAGUCUGUGGGAGUUUUCUUUAAAAAGAAUAUGUGUGUAAGCGUAAGCUUAAGCUUGAUAUUUUAUCAAACAUUUAUUAGUCAUACAAGUCCUCAUCUAUUUUUUUUUUAAAUUUAUUUUUUAAUCAUAUACAUGUGUUGUAUAGUUUUGAGGUCAUUAAAAUAAAGAUAUGACAUUUUG
Messenger RNA from Physella acuta, 1522 nucleotides. RefSeq names its product cilia- and flagella-associated protein 161. The record is from RefSeq and is a predicted model, not a curated record. Gene Ontology annotation, biological process: cilium assembly. Gene Ontology annotation, cellular component: motile cilium. Lineage: Eukaryota; Metazoa; Mollusca; Gastropoda; Physidae.